Messenger RNA from Cordyceps fumosorosea ARSEF 2679, 849 nucleotides. RefSeq lists its product as hypothetical. The record is from RefSeq and is a predicted model, not a curated record. Bases 1 to 849 code for a protein of 282 amino acids. NCBI's taxonomy places the organism in Eukaryota, Fungi, Ascomycota, Sordariomycetes, Hypocreales, Cordycipitaceae. The transcript is spliced from 2 exons.
AUGUCCUUUUCAGCCCAGUACAAACCUCGGCCGUCAACCGACAUCUUCACCAAUGAUACUGAUAUUGAUCGCCGCAACUGCCGGCGCAUCGUUCCCAUGCGAGUGCUUAUUCUCGGAUUGGGCCGAACCGGCACUGCCUCCAUGCGCGCUGCCAUGAAGCGACUCGGCUACGUUGACACAUAUCACAUGAUGAACUGCUCCAUCGAGAAUCCCACCGACGCCCUCAUGUGGAUGGACGCGCUGACGGCCAAAUACGAUGGCAAGGGCCGCCAAUUCACACGCACCGAGUGGGAUCAGCUUCUCGGCCACUGCCAGGCUGUCUGCGACUGGCCCAGCAUCGCAUUUGCCAAGGAGCUCAUCGAGGCCUACCCCGAGGCCAAGGUCGUCCUCACGAACCGCGAUGUACACUCGUGGCACGCCUCGACGAUGAAGACGGUCUACUGGCGCGUCACCGACCGCCACCUGCGCUGGUUGUCGUACUUUGACUGGGCCGCCGGCCAGUACUACCCCAUGCUCAAGAAGUUCUUCGACACCUUCUUCGAGGGCGACUUCCCCAACCGCGGCAAGGCCAUCUUUGAGCGCCACUACGCCGAGGUCCGCAGCCUCGUGCCUAAGGAAAACCUGCUCGAGUUCCGCGUCACCGACGGCUGGGAGCCACUGUGCGAGUUCCUCGACGUCCCCGUGCCCAAGGAAUCGCCGUUCCCCAACGUCAACGACAACGUCAACUUUGUGGCUCGCUCUAAGGCGCGCAACUGGGCGCAGACGUACAAUGUGCUGGUUCGCUGCUUCAUCUGGCUCGCCCUCGGCCUCGUCACAUUGCUUGCCCUCUUUCGAUUGGCCAUAUCUUGA